AUGGGUCAAAAGACCGAGCUGGACUCUCCGAUGGAGACGUACAAGCGUCUUUCCAACAAUACGCACAGAAACUGGGUCAGGGAUAAAGGAUUGCGGAAGCUGAAUCUGGGGAUUAUGUUUAUGCUUUCAUCAUCCGCUGGGACGGGGUUUACAUCGAGUUUGAUUAAUGGACUGCUUGUUCUGCCUGAAUUUGAAACACUCAUUGGUGGCCUCAAGGAAAGUGUCCUCGGCCUCAUCAUUGCUGCUCUCUCCCUGGGUGCCAUUCUAUCAUUUGUCCCCGCGUCAUAUGUAGCCGAUAUCCUGGGCCGGAAAAUAUGCGUUUGCCUCGGUUCCAUCCUCGUUAUAACUGCAGCUCUCGUGCAAAUAUCCAUCCCACACCACUGGGUCUUCUUCGGCAUGCGAGUCGUAGCCGGCUUCGGCGUGGGUAUCUCGCAAACAGCAGCUCCGCUACUGACCACCGAAGUGGCACACCCACGACACCGGCAGACAUUCACAGCCAUUUAUAAUGCCUGCUGGAGCUUUGGUGCGAUUAUCUCGGCUUCUGUUAUAUUUGGCACGCUGCCAAUAGCAAGCAGUUGGUCAUGGCGGAUUCCGUGUAUGCUGCAGACGUUUUAUCCUACAGUCCAAUUGGUGGGCCUGUGUUUCGUUCCCGAAAGUCCGAGGUGGCUCGUCUCGAAAAAUAGGAAAGAAGAAGCUCUGGAUAUGUUGGCAAAGUACCACGCAAACGGGGAUAAAGAUGAUGAACUGGUUCAGCAUGAAUACCAACAGAUAUGCAACAGCAUAGGCGAGACGGGCAUCAAAGCCAGAAGCUGGAGCUCAUUCGUUUCCACCCGGGGUGAUAUCCAUCGCCUCUCAAUUUGCGUGUUGGUGGGCAUUAUGCAAGAGUGGGCAGGAAACGGCAUUAUAUCAUUCUACCUGGCCCCGAUCCUGGACUCAGUCGGCAUUACAGACGCAUCAGAUCAAGCAUCCAUUAACGUGAGCCUGCAAAUAUGGAACUUCAUCCUCUCCAUCGCUGGCGCAAUUGCCUCGGAGCGCUUCGGUCGACGUAUAAUGUGGCUGACCGCAACGGCCAUGAUGUUCACCUUCCUGUCUAUCACAACCAUAGUAGCCGCUCUCUUCGCCGAGAGGGACAUUCCCGAGGCGGGCGUCGCCGUGGUUCCGAUGCUGUUUCUUUUCUUCGGGUCUUACGACCUCGCAUAUGCGCCGCUUUUCAUCGCCUACCCAGCGGAGAUCCUCCCAUUCCAGUUACGGGCCAAGGGCCUUGCUAUUACGCUCACUACCGACGCAAUUGCUUGCUUCUUCAACCAAUAUGUCAACCCCAUCGCUUUUGCAGCGCUCCAGUGGAAGUACUUCUGUCUUUACGUUGGAACCUUGUCUAUGUUUUUUGCGCUGGUUUACUUCCUCUUCCCGGAGACAAAGGGCCGGUCGUUGGAGGAGGUUUCGGAGAUCUUCGAUCGGAAGAACAAUAACACUGUGCGCGUUGAGGAGGUCUUGCCUCCGAAGUGA
Messenger RNA from Penicillium riverlandense, 1506 nucleotides. RefSeq lists its product as uncharacterized. Gene Ontology annotation, cellular component: membrane. Gene Ontology annotation, molecular function: carbohydrate:proton symporter activity. Gene Ontology annotation, biological process: transmembrane transport; carbohydrate transport. Lineage: Eukaryota; Fungi; Ascomycota; Eurotiomycetes; Eurotiales; Aspergillaceae. The coding region runs from base 1 to 1506 and encodes 501 amino acids. The record is from RefSeq and is a predicted model, not a curated record. The transcript has 3 exons.